AUGGUUGUGACGGUAUACUUAAUUGGUGGUGGAUUGAGAACCUUUGCAUAUUUACUGCUGGAACUUGGACGAAAUAUUCCUCACCUGUGGGCAUAUGCCAUCAUCUCUCAAAUUGUUGCUGUUUCUACGGCAUUGUCCCUAUUUUGCAUCGCCGUCACUUUACAGUCUCCGCGCGCCAAACAUAUCCCUUCCAAAAAGAACGAUGACGAGAUCAAUGCCGUCCUCCUGAGUGCGGAAGAGGAAACAGAGGCACCUGCUCAACUGAGCGUUCCGGUCUUGUUGGGUUUAUUCCUGGUUUCAGCUUGUCCAGCGCCCACUUCACCCGACUUCCUCCCAAUUAUCCUUUCUCUUCAUGCGGUUCUCCUUAUACCCACACUUCCAAAUGCGUUAUGGACGAGUCAACCCAACUUCUUACGACUGCCAGUGAUGACAGUAUACUUUGCGGUCACAGCCCUUUCACUUGUUUUAAGAAUCCAGUCAACUCUCGCCGCCGUGAUAUCAUUGGAAUAUAUUGGGAUAAUGGAAUUCGCUCAGGCGGCAUGGCAG
Messenger RNA from Acaulospora colombiana, 546 nucleotides. The record is from the annotation of a GenBank genome assembly. Lineage: Eukaryota; Fungi; Glomeromycota; Glomeromycetes; Diversisporales; Acaulosporaceae.